Messenger RNA from Acipenser ruthenus (sterlet), 1179 nucleotides. Its product is annotated as transcriptional and immune response regulator-like. Gene Ontology annotation, molecular function: Notch binding. The transcript has a single exon. Gene Ontology annotation, cellular component: nucleus; cytosol. The record is from RefSeq and is a predicted model, not a curated record. Gene Ontology annotation, biological process: negative regulation of Notch signaling pathway; endothelial cell activation involved in immune response. Bases 98 to 400 code for a protein of 100 amino acids. Lineage: Eukaryota; Metazoa; Chordata; Actinopteri; Acipenseriformes; Acipenseridae.
GCAGCCACUGACAGAGACGAUUGCAUUACAGCUUUUGCCCGUCUUACUCGUUCAACACCAGAGCAAGACUGUAAAGAAUCUGAAGAAAACACACACGAUGUCUUAUGGAAGCACAGACUCGCUCAUGGUCAGCCCCUCGGCUCACGGCACCAAUAAAUUCGACACGGCCCACCGCAAGAAAGCUGUAGCUAACAUCUUCGAAAACGUCAACGAAGAUUCGGUUCUGAAGCUGUUUCAGAAAACCGGGGACAGCAAAGCACAGGAGAGAACCAAAAUCAUCUUCUCCCUGGACCAAGAGCCCGAGGAGAUGACGAGAGGCUUGAUGGCACUGAAACAGAGGAAAAAAGACAAGCUGCUCCGGAUUGCAAACUUUAUCCGUGCUUCGGUGAAACUGCUUUGAGCUACAAAUAAAAAAAAGCCGGUUAAGGACUUGGCUAGCUAUUACGACUACUGUAGAACAACUGAUGACAACGACUGAAGCAAGACACGGCGCAGAGCCACGAAACGCUGCUCAGUCAAGCGACACGCACUAUGAUGCACAGAGAAUGGCGAUUAAAUGAUGAAAGCGAAUACAAGAUAACGACAUCCCUUUUGUGCACGAUAAAGGAGCAUGCAAAAUUAUGAAGACAAAAUACAAACACGCACAGGACUUGAGAACACCAGAGACAGUGUGAAAUGCGUGACUGAAACAAAAACAAAAGGAAAAGUUCUGAACUACGCAUGUUUUAAUACGGGUCCUUUGUUUCCAAGCAAAACUAGAAAACGAGACUCUGUAUUGGACUGCUGUAAUUAAUCCACGGUGGUUAAUUGAUUUGACUUUUUAUGCAUUUGUUAAAAUGCGUCAACAUCGCGCCUUACAGGUGCUGUAAGUUCAGCAGAUGAUGCAACACGUUUGCGAGACUUUGGACAACAUUGGACACUUAAAAACUAAACUGAGGAAAGUGUUGCAUUGGGUGUGACUGAAUUGUUACCUUCUGUACCCGGUCUCUUGUGGCAAUAAAUGUGAUAACUACAAUAACCACGUUUAUGUUAUUUGUAUUAGUAAUAGUGGUUACCUGUUUUGCCACGCAUUUUUUUUUUUGUGAUGAGAAAUAUACAUGACACAAAAUGUUUUGACUGACCUACUGAGGAUGUCAUGUAAUCAACACAAUAAAUUAUUUAUAUUCUAUUGAAAUGAAA